AUGGCUUCCAAGUGCCUCAAGGCCAGUUUCUCUUCAGGGUCUCUCAAGGGUUUCAGCGGGCCUGGAGGCAGCCCUGCCCGGGCAGCCACCAUGUAUUCCAGCAGCUCCUGCAGGCUCCCUAGCCUCGCCCGAGGGGCCCGGAGCUUCUCCUCCUGCUCCGUUGGGCUGGGUAAAAGCAACUGCAGGGCUGCCAGCUGCCUCCCAGCUCUCUGCCUCCCCUCUGGGGGCUUUGCCACCAGCUAUAGCUUGGGCGGGGGCUGGUAUGGGGAGGGUAUCCUCACGGGCAAUGAGAAAGAGACCAUGCAGUCUCUGAAUGACCGCCUGGCCAGCUACCUGGAGAAGGUGCGGCAACUGGAGCAGGAGAAUGCCAGCCUGGAGAGCCGCAUCCGUGAGUGGUGUGAUCAGCAGGUGCCUUACCUGUGUCCUGACUACCAGUCCUAUUUUCGCACCAUCGAGGAGCUGCAGAAGAAGACACUGUGCACCAAGUCAGAGAAUGCCAGGCUGGUGGUGCAGAUUGACAAUGCCAAGCUGGCUGCAGAUGACUUCCGUACCAAGUAUGAGACGGAGGCAGCCAUGCGGCAGCUGGUGGAGUCAGACAUGAACGGUCUACGUCGGGUCCUGGAUGAUCUGACCUUGUGCAAGGCUGACUUGGAGGCCCAGGUGGAGUCCUUGAAGGAGGAGCUGCUGUGCCUCAAGAAGAACCAUGAGGAGGAAGUGAACUCACUGCGCUGUCAGCUUGGAGACCGACUCAAUGUGGAGGUGGAUGCUGCUCCGCCUGUCGAUCUGAACCGUGUCCUGGAUGAAAUGCGGUGCCAGUAUGAGACCCUAGUAGAGAAUAACCGCCGGGAUGCUGAGGAUUGGUUCAACACCCAGACCGAGGAGCUGAAUCAGCAGGUGGUGUCCAGUUCAGAGCAGCUGCAGACGUGCCAGGCGGAAAUCAUUGAGCUGAGGCGGACGGUCAAUGCCCUGGAGAUUGAGUUGCAGGCACAGCAGAGCAUGAGAGAUGCCCUGGAAUCCACGCUGGCUGAGACUGAGGCUCGCUACAGCUCACAGCUGGGACAGAUGCAGUGCAUGAUCACCAACGUGGAGUCGCAGCUGGCUGAGAUCCGCAGUGACCUGGAGAGACAGAACCAGGAGUACCAGGUGCUGCUGGAUGUGCGUGCCCGGCUGGAGUGUGAGAUCAACACUUACCGGGGCCUGCUGGAGAGUGAGGAUUGCAAGCUCCCCUGCAACCCAUGCAGCCCUGAUCAGUUGCCUUCCAAGUCCUGCCUGCCUUGUCUCCCUGCAGCCACUUGUGCCCCCAGUGCAGCCCGCACCUCCUGUAGCCCCCGCCCUCUCUGUGUGCCCUGCCCAGGGGGACGGUACUGA
Messenger RNA from Suncus etruscus (white-toothed pygmy shrew), 1368 nucleotides. It is a transcript of the gene KRT35, whose product is annotated as keratin 35. Gene Ontology annotation, molecular function: structural molecule activity. Bases 1 to 1368 code for a protein of 455 amino acids. The transcript has 7 exons. Lineage: Eukaryota; Metazoa; Chordata; Mammalia; Eulipotyphla; Soricidae. The record is from RefSeq and is a predicted model, not a curated record.